AUGGUUGAAUUGACCGAAGUCAGGGAAGACAACAACACCAAGGUUUUCGAACAAGAAAGAGAGAUUCCAGCAGGGUUUUCAACUAGCAACAACAACGAGGGCGUUGCAGAACAAGAUUCUUCAGAUGAAUACUCGAGUGACGAAGAAUACGAUGAAGAAGAGACGUUUUUGGAAAGAAUCAGCGCCUUGAAAGAUAUUAUUUCUCCUAAGCACAGACAAACGGUUUCUAAAAUCUUCAAUACUUCCGUUGCGGUGGUUAAAAGUGCAUUUUCCAAGAGUGGUAACGUUGCCUGGGCUGUCACGACUUCUGCCCUUCUUCUAGGGGUCCCCCUCUCGCUUUCGAUCCUGGGAGAACAGCAAUUGAUCGAGAUGGAAAAGAGUUUCGACCUACAGAAGGACGCUAACGACAUUUUGGUACAAGGAGAUUCUCCUGCCGCAGGUGCCGUUGCAGCAACCCCAUAA
Lachancea sp. 'fantastica' is the source of this 462-nucleotide messenger RNA. The record is from the annotation of a GenBank genome assembly. NCBI's taxonomy places the organism in Eukaryota, Fungi, Ascomycota, Saccharomycetes, Saccharomycetales, Saccharomycetaceae.